Messenger RNA from Fonsecaea multimorphosa CBS 102226, 987 nucleotides. RefSeq lists its product as uncharacterized. The record is from RefSeq and is a predicted model, not a curated record. NCBI's taxonomy places the organism in Eukaryota, Fungi, Ascomycota, Eurotiomycetes, Chaetothyriales, Herpotrichiellaceae. The coding region runs from base 1 to 987 and encodes 328 amino acids. The transcript has a single exon. Gene Ontology annotation, molecular function: nickel cation binding.
AUGUCUCUCCCACUCUCGCCGUUCGCGGCCUCAUCCUCUGUAGCAGGAAGCGGUGAAAUCCUUCUGGCCCUCCUGCCACCAGAGCGGCAAGUUCUCUCGAAAUGUACAUAUCAAUACCCUCUCAAACUUAUUGCUCCUGACCCCCACCAUUCGAGCGAGGAAAAGCCUGUGACGGUCGUCUUCCUGCUCACCUAUGGAGGCGGGCUGGUGGGAGGUGACCAGAUCAGCGUCAAAGUCGACCUGCAAGAUGCCACGAGGCUUGUCCUCGUCACGCAAGGAAGUACUAAGAUCUUCAAGUCUCCUCAGAGGUCAGUCGUCAGCAGGCAAAAUCUAGAUAUUAGGAUCGGAUCUCACGCUUCCUUGUGCUAUCUGCCAGAUCCUACUCAGCCGUUCGCAGAGAGUGUCUACGAGCAGAGGCAGACCUUCUAUGUGCAGCCAGACGCCACCAGCAGUUUGUUAAUGCUUGACUGGGUGAGUGAAGGCCGCCGUGCACGGGGCGAGAGCUGGACUCUGUGGAAUUGGAAAGGCAGGAAUGAGGUCCGGGAAUUCGACGAGCGAUCAAAAGGAAGACUGCUGCUUCGUGACGCCGUGAUGCUCCACGAGGACGGACUUGGAAGCACAGGUUUAUUGGACAAAUCCAACAACAUGGGCAUCUUUGGGACCUUGAUUAUCUACGGUCCUGUCUUCAACAAGCUCGGGGAAUUUUUCAUGCACGAGUUCACGAGCCAACCUCGCCUUGGAGCUAAAAAUUGGACGACGAACGAAGGUAUGUUUCAGGCCGAUGGAAUCGACCAGACAGAGCAGGUUAAACAACGCGAAAUACAAGAUGGUAUUCUGUGGACCGCAGCGAAGACAAGAGGCUUCAUCUUGGUAAAAUUUGGAGCGAAGGAGGUUGAUGGCGCAAAAAGAUGGCUUGGAAGACUUCUGAAUCAAGAAGGCACAGUUGAACGAGUGUUUGGACAUCAAGCACUCAUUUGCCUCAAGUGA